Molecule: messenger RNA, 11959 nt
Organism: Mercenaria mercenaria
Lineage: Eukaryota; Metazoa; Mollusca; Bivalvia; Venerida; Veneridae
Product: RILP-like protein 1
Exons: 11
Coding region: 95-1369 (424 amino acids)
Biological process (GO): cilium assembly
Cellular component (GO): ciliary basal body; cytoplasm
Molecular function (GO): protein dimerization activity
Source: RefSeq, a predicted model, not a curated record
GAACGGAGCGAAUAAUGUCAUUUGACAGAAACAGGGAAGAGAAAAAGUCGUUGGAAACAUCUAACUUUUAGCAUGUUUAUUUGCUAGGUAUUCAAUGGAUCUUUUUCCAAUUCGAAGAAGAAUGGAAGAAGAUGUUAUUUCUGAUGUCACGGUAACUGACGUGUACGACCAAGCUGCAGGAAUAGGAAAAGAAUUCGAAAAACUGAUAGAAAGUUACGGAGUUGAUGCAGUAACUGACUUAAUGCCAAAAGUGAUUAGAGCUUUAGAACAGUUAGAGGCCUUAGCGUCUAAAUACGAAAAAGAGAGUAGUGAAAUAAAUGAAUUGAGAUAUGCUGUUGAAAAACUUGAAACGGAAAAAGCAGAUAGAAAUCAAGAAAGAGUUAGGUUUGAAGAGGAAUUAAUACAGAUAGAAGAAACAUGGCAGAAAGAAUCGAGAGAGCAGAUAGCGUCGAUAGGCAGGCUACAGGAGGAGAAUAGACGUCUCAGAUCGUCAUUGUCUGAACAAAAACAAGCCGUCGUCGAGGAGGUAGCGGCAGUCACAAAACGAACGGAAGAGAAAGAGAUAGAAGUGUUGACAAAGUUGAAGGAGACGGUGGACAGACAGCGCGAAGAGAUCAGGAAAUAUAGUCGCGAGAUGAAACAGAAAAAUGUUGACGUUGAAGCUUUACAAGCACAGUCUGAGCGCCUUGUCAAAAUUAACAUCGAACUACGACGCAAAAACCAGUCUCACAAAAAACAUGCAAGAACUUUAAUAACAGAAAAGGUUGACCUAGAAACUCAACUGGCUGAAAAAGAGCAUCAAGUCUUAAAGGUUAAGGAGAUGAUAAAGGAACAAGAGAGUCUAGAUGAUCAUCAUGUCCCAGAGAGAAGACAUAACAGAGAAACUGAGGAUGUAGGCUUGGAGGGGGCAGAGGCACCAGAGGUAACCUUGGUUACAGAUGGUGGUAUACAAACAAAUGACAACUCUGAUCAUCUUCCAGAUAAACUUAGUCUGAUUGGCAAAAUUGUGAUUGAUAAACAGGAUCCUAACAGACCGAGGUUCACCCUCAAUGAACUGAGAACUGUUCUCAUGGAGAGGAAUGAACUGAAAGCCAAACUGAUGGAGGUGGAAGAGGAACUGGGAAUAUUCAAACCAAAAGAAGAUGGUAUAGAUGGUAAUUCAAAUGCCCUGUGUGAUGAACUAAGCAGUGCAGAUAAUGAUUCUAUGUUAUCUAAUGACGGAGAAGAGGAUGAGGACCUUCCAGUACAGGGACCAAUUAAUAAGGAACCGUUUGAUAAAAUACAUGGGAAACGGCCCUCAGGGAUCAGGCGAUUUUUUGAGGAGUUUAAAGAUAGGUUCAAUCUGCCCAUAGACAUAUUAGACUUUUGAUGUAAAGGUCUACUAUUUUGUCAGCUUUUCAUCGCUGUUUGGUGGUGAGUCGUCCAAGAGGCCUGCCCGUGCUAGAGAAGCUCUAGAGUGACUUGUACCUGGCGGCGACUUCCUAUCAAGUGUCUGUGAUAUUGCGCAAGAUUUAGAUAUCAACAUUGCCCCGAACUUUCAUAUCACUAAUAAAAUUUGAUUUAUAUAUAGCCUGUGAAUUAUAUUUUCCACUAACUAGCAUUUUCCUUCAGAAAAUAUGACAAAUUGGAAACAAAAUAUAAUAAGUGCUAUGCAUUAUAGUUUGUUAAUUGCAUUUUAGUUUAAUAAAUAUUAAAAUUUGUUCUUUAACUGACAAUUAUUUAUGUUUUUUUAUGCUACAUGAAAUGCAUUGAGUACACUACACUUGAAUUCAUAAAAUGUCAUAGUAGAAAAAACAUAAAUCAUGGAUGUAAGGCAUAAAAAAUUGUUUCCAGUAACAUGCUAAACAAAAAUUAGGGUAGGUAGGUUGGUAAAUUUAAAUUUUUUAUAUAUUUUUUUUUUUUAUUAAGUGGGACUUUUCGGAAAUUAUUUUCAUGUCAGAAAAUGAAUACAAAUAAGGGGGUUAUAUCUUUAGAGCAUCUAACUUCUCUGACCAUGUUUAAAGCAUAAAAAGUGCAGUUGUUGAAAAAAAAAAAUUCUCCAAGGCCAUAAAAACAUUUAGGGUUGGGCCAAAAAUUUAGGGUAGGUGUUGAUACGGAAAAAAACAUUUUUUUUAUGCCUAAAGGUAAUUUAACAUUCCAUUGAUAUUUAUAUAAGAUUUUUACUUUAACAAGCAUUUUUCAAUAUCAUAUUUCCAGAUGAAUUGUACUGAAUUUUCAUGUUUGGUUUACAUUUGGUCUUGAAAUCAAAUAGGUUGUGAAUUUAGGACUCUGCAAUUAUUACAUACAGAUAACCCCGUAUUAACGCCCCCCCCCCACGUUUUUUGGGGAAAAUAAAAUAAUCUUACCUUCAAAAAUUGGUCACGUCAACAGGCAUGGCACAAAUAAAUCUGUGUGUAAGUACUGAAUAUGCCACGCUAUAAACGCUACAGUAUUGAUCGAGUUAACUCUGAUGACGUCAGUCAGCGCGCGACUUUACACAGAUUCCCAGUACGAUUACGUAUCGGGUUAUGUCAGUGCAUCAAUUGGGAUGAAUAGGGGGGCGUUUAUACGAGUUACUGACAUUGUUUGGAUCAAAUUUUUCGCAAAAUGCAUCCCCCACGGGGGGCGUUUAAACGGGGUUAUACGGUACCUUGUUUCACUAAAAUAUCUAGCUCAACUACAUAUAGAUUUUGAAUAUUGCAUUCUAAACCAUAAAAUUUAAUAAUAUUAAAGUUUAUGAUUCAUGUCACAUGGCACACACCAUAACUUACAAUGAUACGUUUUCAAAAUGAGAAACUCAUUUAUUUUGGCCAUUUUUUCAUCUCAAAAUGCAAAGAUUGCUGUAGUUAGAAAGUUACAGAGAUAGUUAAUCCAGGGUAGGAAAGCCUGAUUCGAUCAUUUAAUAAAAUGUUGAACCAUUUAAUGUAAAAUAGCCAAGUGUUGCAACUUUAGUAUAUUGCAUACUAGUGAAGAAAGCAAUGUUGGAGAUGUAUUUUGUAAAAUGAAAAUUAUCAGUUGAUUUAAAUUACUGCUCUUCAAGAUAUAGUAUUUCGUGGGCUUAGUGCAAAACAACCGCAACUGUAUAUAAAUAAAGAAGAAGAUACAAUAGUUUUUCACUAAGCCCUCGAUGUAAGUGCAGACCAGUUCCAUUUUAAAUGUUUUCUCCUGUUACUUAGAAUUUUAGUUUAAAUACAAUUAAUCAUUUAACAUUUAACCAAGAUCAUUUGACUGUUUUUUUCUCUCAAAAUGUUAAAAGUGAUGUAAAAAAAAGUUUUUCUGUGUGUUUUUUUUUAUGUAUAUUUUAAGUGUUUCUUGUUUUUUUUUUUUUUUUUAAUCUUUUGGGGACAAGUCCUGUACAAUUUGGAAUGUGAAUUUUAGAGUUGUGCAAAAAAGUUAACUGGGUAAAAACCAGCUGUGAAAAAAGAAAUGGGAAUUCCGGCAAGUCCUUUCAUGGCAGGUAGGAAAAAGACUAACUAAUGGCAUAGUGCUUAUCAUACAUGAGAGUAUAUUGAAUUUCUAAUUCCACAUACACAGUGUGAUAUUUAUUCAAUAUAGAUUGAAAAAGGGGCCAAAUUGUAGAUAAUUAGCUGACAAAAUAGUAUAUUUUUAUACAAAAACAUGCAAUAUAUAUGUAGUUAGUUAGAUGUAUGUGAGUUUAUUGUGUAAUUGUUUUAUAUGUUAAAUUGUGUACUUCUGAUUUUUGUUACAGUUUGCUCACAUUGAUUAACAGAUUUUGUUGAUCAUAGCAAGUUUUCACCGUUCCUGUUUACUGGUAAAAGCUAAGUGUAUUUCUUACACGUCCCUGUUAUAAAAAUGGGACAUUGAAUAUGUUAUGGCAUUGUCCGUUCAUUAACUAUUUUGUGUCUAGGUUGUAUGUCAGAAUGUGUAACAGCUACAGAUUUCACUCUUUACACGAUAGUUAAAUACCUUUAGAGAAAAAUCCCUAUUGUUUUUAGCUCACCUGUCACAAAGUGACAAGGUGAGCUUUUGUGAUCGCGCGGUGUCCGUCGUCCAUCGUGCGUCCGUGCGUGCGUGCGUCCGUAAACUUUUGCUUGUGACCACUCUAGAGGUCACAUUUUUCAUGGGAUCUUUAUGAAAGUUGGUCAGAAUGUUCAUCUUGAUAAUAUCUAGGUCAAGUUCGAAACUGGGUCAUGUGCCUUCAAAAACUAGGUCAGUAGGUCUAAAAAUAGAAAAACCUUGUGACCUCUCUAGAGGCCAUAUAUUUUACCAGAUCUUCAUGAAAAUUGGUCAGAAUGUUCACCUUGAUGAUAUCUAGGCCAAGUUCGAAACUGGGUCAUGUGCCAUCAAAAACUAGGUCAGUAGGUCUAAAAAUAGAAAAACCUUGUGACCUCUCUAGAGGCCAUAUAUUUCACCAGAUCUUCAUGAAAAUUGGUCAGAAUGUUCACCUUGAUGAUAUCUAGGCCAAGUUCGAAACUGGUUCACGUGCCGUCAAAAACUAGGUCAGUAGGUCUAAAAAUAGAAAAACCUUGUGACCUCUCUAGAGGCCAUAUAUUUCACAAGAUCUUCAUGAAAAUUGGUCAGAAUGUUUACCUUGGUAAUAUCUAGGUCAAGUUCGAAACUGGGUCACAUGCCAUCAAAAACUAGGUCAGUAGGUCAAAUAAUAGAAAAACCUUGUGACCUCUCUAGAGGCCAUAUUUUUCAUGGGAUCUGUAUGAAAGUUGGUCUGAAUGUUCAUCUUGAUGAUAUCUAGGUCAAGUUCGAAACUGGGCCAUGUGCAGUCAAAAACUAGCUCAGUAGGUCUAAAAAUAGAAAAACCUUGUGACCUCUCUAGAGGCCAUAUAUUUCAUGAGAUCUUCAUGAAAAUUGGUCAGAAUGUUCACCUUGAUGAUAUCUAGGUCAAGUUCGAAAGUGGGUCACAUGCGAUCAAAAACUAGGUCAGUAGGUCAAAUAAUAGAAAAACCUUGUGACCUCUCUAGAGGCCAUAUUUUUCAUGGGAUCUGUAUGAAAAUUGGUCUGAAUGUUCAUCUUGAUGAUAUCUAGGUCAAAUUUGAAAGUGGGUCACGUGCCAUCAAAAACUAGGUCAGUAGGUCAAAUAAAAGAAAAACCUUGUGACCUCUCUAAAGGCCAUAUUUUUCAUGGGAUCUGUAUGAAAGUUGGUCUGAAUGUUCAUCUUGAUGAUAUCUAGGUCAAGUUCGAAACAGGGUCAUGUGCGGUCAAAAACUAGGUCAUUAGGUCUAAAAAUAGAAAAGCCUUGUGACCUCUCUAGAGACCAUACUUGUGAAUGGAUCUCCAUAAAAAUUGGUCAGAAUGUUCACCUUGGUGAUAUCUAGGUCAAGUUAUAAACUGGAUCACGUGCCAUAAAAAACUAGGUCAGUUGGUCAAAUAAUAAAAAAACCUUGUGACCUCUCUAGAGGCCAUACUUUUCAUGGGAUCUGUAUGAAAGUUGGUCUGAAUGUUCAUCUUGAUGAUAUCUAGGUCAGUUUUGAAACUGGGUCAACUGCGGUCAAAAACUAGGUCAGUAGGUCUAAAAUUAUUAAAAUCUUUUGACAUCUCUAGAGACCAUAUUUUUCAAUGGAUCUUCAUGAAAAUUGGUCAGAAUUUUUAUCUUGAUAAUAUCUAGGUCAAGUUUGAAACUGGGUCACAUGAGCUCAAUAACUAGGUCACUAUGUCAAAUAAUAGAAAAAACAACAUCAUACUCAAAACUGGGACAUGUGGAAAGAGGUGAGCGAUUCAGGACCAUCAUGGUCCUCUUGUUUAGGGCCUGUGACUCAGUGUUCAAGGUAACAUGGACAAAUAAAGAGGUCAGAUAUUCAACAGUUUUUAUAUGCCCAAAGGGACAUAUUAUGUUAUGAUGCUGGUGUCCUUCUGUCCGUUAGCAAUUUCGUGUCCGCUGUAUAACUCUUGAACCCCUUGAAGGAUUUCUAGGAAACUUGACACAAAUGUUCACCACACCAAGACCACGUGCAGAGCACAUGUUUUGGAUGUCUUGCUUCAAGGUCAAGGUCACACUUAGGAGUCAAAGGUCAUAUCAGUUUGUUUCGUGUCCGCUCUGUAACUCUUGAACCCCUUGAAGGAUUUCAAAGAAACGACACAAAUGUUCACCACACCAAGACAACAUGCAGAGCGCAUGUUCCGGACGACUCGCUUCAAGGUCAAGGUCACACUUAGGGGUCAAAAGUCAUAUCAGUUUCUUUUGUGUCCGCUCUGUAACUCUUGAACUGCUGAGAGGAUUUCAAAGAAACUUGGCAGAAAUGUUCACCACACCAAGAUAACGUGCAGAGCGCAUGUUCUGGAUGACUUGCUUCAAGUUCAAGGUCACACUUAAGGGUCAAAGGUCAUAUAUGACCUUGCUUUGUGUAUAAUGCUCUGCAUUGCCGUGCUCUUGUUUUUAUUUGGCAGAUCUCUUUUUUUGUUCACUUACAAUAAAUUUUUUUUUUAAUUACUUUCCUUUUAUGUUACUAUAAAUAGCUUAUUUUGAAACUUUUAUUAUUGGCCGUAGGAAAAAAUCGAGACCACUUUUCUGUGGUACAACAUGGAUGGUACCUCUAAUUUUUAGGUGUAUUUUUACAUACCUGUACCUGAUAAGGAUUUUUUUUUGUGGACUUUGAAUAUUUUUUUGUGAACUUAGAUUUGUUUUUUGAAGUUUACCUUUUGUUGUUCCACUCCUUUGGGCUACAACAGUCAAGUUCUUUAAAUUUUGCUCCCAUCCUAUGAUGUAAUCCUUUGGGCGUAUAUUGCCCCGCUUGCUGGAGCUCUUGUUGAAACUAUAUUUAGAUACACAUGUUAUAAUGCAAAAUAAAUAGAUUUGAAUAUGGAAUGAUUAAUAUGUAUCUUUUAGUAAUGUUACAGAAAAGAUUCGAAUGCCUGUCACUGCAUAUAUUAUAAACCCCACCAUUGUUUAAUGUCUGUGUUAUAUUGACCAUGUUAGUAUCUGUGUUUAAGUUUUGUAAAUUAAGACUGCUUUUCCUGAAAUGCCACCUGCUGGUAUCUUUUUACAAAAUGCUUGAACUAAUGAUGUAAAGAUGUGUUUUGAUUUUGGUUUUUCAGAUGCCAGUGUAGUUGAUUGUUAUGUGCAAUAUAUGAUAUACAUGUGAUGUAGAAGAUAAUCUAAUAGAACCAGUUAACUGACAUCUGUGAGGUUCUACUAGACCAGUUUACCUCUAGGUCUCUAGAGCAACAACCUCUGUACAAGUAAGAUGUUGCUGUCCAAAGGUUAUAUAUAUUAUAGAUAAGGUUAAUAGAUAUUAUCCUCCACAGACUGUCAAAUUCUCUUUUUUCAGUUUUGUUCACUUUUCAGGAGACGCAAAAAAAACUAAAUAAUAAUUUAUAUUUCAGAUUACACAACAACAAAAAAAUUCACAAGAUUAUUGAGCAACUUUCUGACUUUAUUAUUUAGGCAGAUAGUUAAAGGAUGUACCAGAGUUGGUUUUUUUAAACGUUUCCUAUAUCUGUUAUGGUCACUUUUCCAAAUAUGUAAUGUGGUUUUCAAAGCAAAAACCCACAAGAAAAUGGAAAAUCCUGAAUAGUUUUAAAUGAUCUUUCACAAUUUUCUGAUCGGCUAUUUGCCAAGAUAUUUUUCCAGCUGAUGAAAUGAAAGUGCAGGUGUUGGAUGCACAAAUUGAAAUUUUCUGGCUAAAAUUGGCAUAAAACUGUUUUCCCAGAAAAGUGAUGAUACAUUUUUGACAAAAAGAUAACAAAACAAGUACUUACAUGUAGGUUUAUGGACUAUUUUUGUUGCCAUUAAUUUAUGUGGUGAAAACAGUCAGUUGUUUGCUGAAUAAUUUUAUGUAAGCCUGUGAUUUUACCAAGGUUUAUUGCGAUAUUUUAUUUUGUUGCUUGUUUUGUUUUUUAUAUUGUUUUGAAACUUUAUGUAAAGUUGUUCAAGAUAUUGUUAAUGAUACCUUAGACUCACAUUAUGUUGUUAGAGGCAGUUGUUUAUGCCAGUUUGUAUAUGCUUACACCAUGCUGUCACCGAACUUACCCUGAACUCUUGUUUGUCAACAUUUUAAUCCUUACCCUGCUAAAUUUCUAUAAUGAACUGUUAAAAGGGGUACUUACCAAAAAGAUACAGACUGAAUGGCGAACAGUGCAGCUCUUGAUCAGAGUGCACUGAUGCGCAGGCUGAUCAUGAUCUACACUGGUCGCCAAGGCAGAAUCGGUCAUGUCCAGCAUAAUAAGGGUUAAGUCGCAAACUUAAACUUUAAACGGCUAAUUUUUCUUUUUGUGUUCUGUCAUUGUUAACUUACCAUAUAUGUAAUGUUAAAUGUGAAUGCAUUCUGCAGCUGAAGACAUCUCGGCAAAAUUUCAUCAGUAUAAUUAUGCAGUAAACAAAGUAUCCGUAAUUUGAAUAUAUGCUAUUCUUAAGUGUGUUCCAGAUUAUUGUUUUUUUUCAACAAUUUUUCACUCCUAUAAACAACAGUGUCUUAGUGUAGCAAUGAGCACAAUGCCCAACAUUAUAGUGUUGCUUCAGUAGAAUAUCACACUGUUGACACGUGACAUGAUACCUCACCCAGUCACAUUAUACUGACACCGGGCUGACCAGACCUAGUACUAUCUUCUUAAUUCUGAGUGCCAAGCGACCAUUUUUCACAUCUUUGAUAUAAUGUGGCUGUGGAGCAAACUCAUGACUUUCCACACUCGAAUGAGGCGCUCUACCACUAGGCUGCCGAGGCAGCACUCAAUGGGGUGCUCUACCACUAGGCUGUCGAGGCAGCACUCUAAUGGGGUGCUCUACCACUAGGCUGCCGAGGCCGCACUCUAAUGGGGUGCUCUACCACUAGGCUGCCGAGGCAGCACUCUAAUGGGGCGCUCUACCACUAGGCUGUCGAGGCAGCACUCUAAUGGGGCGCUCUACCACUAGGCUGUGGAGGGAGCACUCUAAUGGGGCGCUCUACCACUAGGCUGCCAGGCAGCACUCUAAUGGGGCGCUCUACCACUAGGCUGCCGAGGCGGCACUCUAAUGGGGCGCUCUACCACUAGGCUGUCGAGGCAGCACUCUAAUUGGGUGCUCUACCACUAGGCUGCCGAGGCCGCACUCUAAUGGGGUGCUCUACCACUAGGCUGCCGAGGCCGCACUCUAAUGGGGCACUCUACCACUAGGCUGUCGAGGUAGCACUAAUGGGGCACUCUACCACUAGGCUGCCAAGGCAGCACUCUAAUGGGACACUCUACCACUAGGCUGUCGAGGCAGCACUCGAAUGGGACACUCUACCACUAGACUACUGAGGCAGUUUAAGGUUUCUAAUUUUAAACACUUGAUGAAUACAGGUCCAUUUCUUACAGUAUAAUCAUCCAACUUUAUACUGUAAUUAUAAUGAAAAUAUUAAUAUUUUACAUCAUGUACAUAGUGGGAAAAUAACAAUAUUUACCUUUAGAGCAAUUGCGUAUAAAUCAAUUAUCAAGGUAGAAUGUAUAAUAUAUUUAACACUUACAGGAAUUCAAGCUUUAUAAAUAGUGUUCUCCCUGAUGAGUGGAUAUUUCAUUUCACAGAUUUAUAAUUCCUAUACCAGACAUCCCAACUCUCCCGAUCCGAUCGGGUUUCUCCCGAUUCUGGUUGUAAAACCCGAUCACCCCGAUCAGAAGUCUCAAUCUCCCGAUUAAAAAAAAAACAACAAAACAACAUAAACACACAAAAAUUAUGAAAUAAUCCACUUCUCUGCGCCUAUGUGAUACUGUAUCACUACUGACGAGUCUGUAAACAACAGCUUUCGGAUAUUUUUGCACCUUAUUCUACCCGUGCUGAUUAUUGUUUAUUACACGAUUUAACAAAGCCAGGUGUUGAUAAAUGUGUCACAAUUGAAAUUAAAAUCCAGACAUUAGAUAUCUAAUUAAAUUCAAUCAAAUUUAGAUUAGAAAUUAUACUGGCUUUUACCUUUUUCUGUAACUUUUUGAAAUCGAAAGUAGAUGGUCGCCGAGUCAACCUGCCAGGUUUUAAAAAACAUUUCUCUUAAAAUCAUUUUGAUAAGAGGAAAUGUCAUGGUUAAUUUUAAUAUCACUUACUAUCAAAUGCUGUUAAACUGUCUUUGCAUCAUAACAAUUUGUCAAACACAUCCUUUUAACUGGAGAUUUAGGCAAAUCUACGAAAGUGUAUCAAUACCCGGACAUUCAAUUUUGGAUAACAGGAUUUUGAUCAAUAAAAGUAUUUGAGCCAGGGGUUUUAAAUACUGGUUGACAGGGAUGAGAAUCAAACAGUAAAUUUUCUUUUGCUUGAACUUUUAUUCUUUUAGCUAUAUACAUUUUGUUUUUACAGUUCUAACAGCUGUACUGUUUGUCAUGUAAAAUUCACCUGGGGUGUCUUCUUUCCAACAAAAGAAAUAAAAGUGCAGGUUUAAUUAUCAGUGCUGUUUUGAAUUUAGACAUAGUGCUUAAAGUGCCAUAACUAUUUAAUUUUGCACAGAAGGCUUCAUGUAUUAUUGUUCCAAAACAUUAAAAAUGCAUGAAUAAUAAGAUAUAGACAAGUGAAUUUUUUUAAGACCAGUGAUUUUAUAAGGGCAAAUAAGUUUAUAUUAUCAUUAGAUUUGUUAAAAUCUUCGUUAUCACGAACAUUAUUACCGCGGUAUAAAAUCUCCCACUUGAACACCUCAAUCUCCCACUUUGGAAAGCAAAAACUCCCACUUGGCAUUCAGAAAAAGUUGGGAUGUCUGCUAUACUUGCCUUACACUGGGUUUUCAGUAAUACUUGAAAUAGAUGGUUUGGAAAAGAAAGUUGCUUUCAUUUUCUUCUAAACAUUGUGACAGUUUUCCUAAAUUAGAUGUGUCUUCAAAUAGAAAUAUCUCCAGACAAAGGAUUAACAAUUUUGUUCACAAUUUUACUGUUAACCAAACAGAUUUUCAGAUUUUUAUUUAGUUUUCGGAAGGCAGUCAUAUGUAGAAAUCGAAAGAAGAGGAUGUUUAGCAUGUGAAAAGUCCUUGUCUUAGAUCACUUUAAUUGUUACCUCAUCUGAGCUUUAUUUAAGAUGAGCUAUUAGUAUAGGUGGAUGGUCAUAUGUCAGUCCUUCAUCACUUUGCAUCAACAUUUUUAUUUAAAACUCUUACACUACACGUCAGAAUUACACCAUACUUGGUCUGUAACAUGGACCUCUCUCGAGUGUAUAAAUGGUUCUGUUUGACACCCCCACCCCCUCCCCCCACCCCCAUUAACAAGUUGAUGGAUUUUCAUCAAAUUAUUUCAGUAGCAUCCUUGAAUAAAUCUCUUACCAGAUUUGUUCAAAUGUUUCCACUUGACAUGUUAUACGGGCUGCCAAAGCUAAAAUAUAAAAAAAAAGCCUUUAAACAGUUCAUCACAAACCUCUUGAUAGAUUUUACCAAACGUGGUCUGUUGCAUCCAUGUAUAGACCUCUGUCAAGUAUGUUCCACUUGAUCCAUUUUAGGGACUGUAAGACCUAAAAAUAGAACUUCAAAUGACUUCUAUGACUUUUUAUGAACUGCUUAAUGAAUUUUCACCAAACUUUGUCUGUAAUUUCCUUGGUUUUCUUGACUGCACAGAGUUUUGGUUAGAGCUACAAAAAAAAAAAAAAUUAACAACUUCUCAUGAACCACUUUAUGGAUGAUUGUCAGACUUGGUCAGAAGCAUCCUUGCAUAGACAUUUCGCAAGUUUGUGUAAGUGGUUCCACUCGACAGCCUCUUCCUUACCUCGGUCGUAUAUAUCAUAUUUCAGGACAGAUGUUUCUUAUUAUUUUUGAUGUAAAUUGUUGCUUUUCAUGGUACAGUAUGUUUGGUCUAAACCUCAAGGUCAGGUGAGCGACUGUAGUGCCAGCAUGGCACUCUUGCCAUUUUUUCUGUACAUUUAUUCUAACACUAACCUGGAAAAUAUCUUAAUGUAUCAGUGUGGUAUGUUUUUUUUUUGAAAAUUGUUUUAUUUAGUUAAAGGCAGCCAACACAUGGGAAAUGAUACACUAUGGUUGUUCACAAAUACAGAUAAAAGUGUUUAAAUAGAUUUACUUUUGUAUGCCUGAAUGAUUGGUAUAUGAUUUGAAUAUCUGCAGUUACAUAAAGUUCAUGAUUAAAGAGUUAUACGCUA